AUGACUGUCCCAAACUUAGACCCAUCCCACAUGAGAGAUCCAGUCCCUGACACUAUUGAUGACACUCUGAAGAAUAAUAGUAGCAGGUUCACUUCUAGGUUAUAUUUAGUCACAGGUUUGGCCAUUGUGCUGAAUGCUCAAUUAGGUUCUGCCUACCAGCUGAUGUGCUAUUAUACCAGCUGGGCCAAGGACCAUCCUGGCUUGGGGAGUUUCAAACCUGGUAGCAUUGACCCCUUCUUAUGUACUCAUCUGAUUUAUGCAUAUGAGAUCACCAUGAUAAAUCAAGAGGACUCAAAGGAGUAUGGAGAAUUAAAUGCUCUGAAAACCAGGUAAGAGAAAGAUUAGGUAAGAAAUACCUGGAAAGAGAUCCCUCUUUGGUUUGGAAUCUGUGUGUUCAGUGUCAUGGUCUCUACUGCUCAGAACCAUCAGAUGUUCAUUCAGUCAGUCAUCAAAUUUCUGCGUGACCAUGAAUUUGAUGGGCUGAAUCUGGACUGGCUGUAUCCUGGGUCUUGUGGAAGUCCACCUAAGGACAAGCAUCUCUUCACUGUCCUAGUGAAGGAAAUGCAUAAAGCUUUUGAGGAUGAAUCUAGAGAAACACAGAUUAGAGAAACCAGGCUGUUAAUCACUUCUACAGUAUCUGGUAUCAUCUCAAUCAUUGAGUCAGGGUAUAAAAUUCCAGAAUUGUCACAGUCCCUUGAUUAUAUUCAGGUUAUGACAUAUAGUCUUCACACCCCCGAAGACAGCUAUGCUGGAGAAAACAGUCCCCUCUUCGCAUCUUCAUUUGACCAUGACAUCAGCCCCUACCUCAAUGUGGAUUACAUCAUGCCCUACUGGAAGAACAAUGGUUGUGCUCCUGAGAAGCUCAUUGUUGGAUUUCCAACAUAUGGGCAUACCUUCACUUUGAGCGACCCCUCUGACAAUGGAAUUGGUGCCCUUACCAGUAGUGCUGGCCCACCGGGGAGAUUCACAAAAGAAGCAGGAAUUUUGGCCUACUAUGAAAUUUGCAGCCUCCUGGGGUGGGGAGCCACUGAGAAAUGGAAUACCAAUCAGGAAGUGCCCUAUGCUUUUAAGAACAGAGAGUGGGUUGGCUAUUAUAAUGUCCAGAGCUUCCAGAAGAAGGCUCAGUGGCUCAUGGAGAACAAUUUUGGAGGUGCUAUGAUCUGGACCCUGGAUAUGGAUGAAUUCACUGGUACUUUCUGUAAACAAAACAGUAAAAAGUUUCCUUUGACUACAGUCUUUACAAAUGCUUUCCAAUUACAUCCAGCAACUACACAAGAAAUAAUGUUAGUGACAAUGUUGGCAAAGGGAGUAAGUUUUAUUGUCAAUCCAACAUUCUCUGGGGUAGGCACCGAAUAA
Molecule: messenger RNA, 1356 nt
Organism: Mastomys coucha (southern multimammate mouse)
Lineage: Eukaryota; Metazoa; Chordata; Mammalia; Rodentia; Muridae
Product: chitinase-like protein 3
Exons: 11
Biological process (GO): chitin catabolic process; carbohydrate metabolic process
Cellular component (GO): extracellular region
Molecular function (GO): chitin binding
Source: RefSeq, a predicted model, not a curated record